Melitaea cinxia (Glanville fritillary) is the source of this 2445-nucleotide messenger RNA. It is a transcript of the gene rho-5, whose product is annotated as inactive rhomboid protein 1. The coding region runs from base 1 to 2445 and encodes 814 amino acids. The record is from RefSeq and is a predicted model, not a curated record. NCBI's taxonomy places the organism in Eukaryota, Metazoa, Arthropoda, Insecta, Lepidoptera, Nymphalidae. Gene Ontology annotation, molecular function: serine-type endopeptidase activity. The transcript is spliced from 11 exons. Gene Ontology annotation, biological process: regulation of epidermal growth factor receptor signaling pathway; regulation of protein secretion. Gene Ontology annotation, cellular component: endoplasmic reticulum membrane.
AUGGUUAUUAGUGUUAAAGCGUUUAUGUUAUGUAUAGUUGUAUGCCUCGAAUUAUGUGCUAAUGUGUUUUUCUUUUGUUUCAGGCGCUCCAGCGCAGGGCUUCUCGCCCCGCAGCUUACGUGUCAGAGUUCGCCAGGCCCAGCGGCAACAGCACCUCCCCUCCCUCCGCCGGCUUCUCCUCCCCGCAUUGUAUCCGCACCCCCACUGCAGCCGCCACCCGAUCCCGUUCCUCAACCGGCCCAGGAAGACGGUGUAAGAUUACGUCGAGCUCACACGGUUGCAGUACGGGAUUAUCUUAAGCGCGAAACACAAACGUUCUUUGGUGUUCAGCGGGACAAUGAGACUGAACAGAGGCGAUUGUGGUAUGAGAGAAGAAGACGACACGCAGCGCGUGCGCUCGGUGACUUCAGGCUCGACUUACCACCCGAUCACCAUCCCGAUGUCGACGAUAUUAGUAUGUAUGGAGCGUCCGGAGCGGCACCGAGAGAGGCGCGGGGGCAAACGCGAGAGCGGCCCGAUGUCCUCCCUGCGCCGGCGCCGCUCCAGCCUCCCUCACCUGUGCCCACUCGUCUCGGGAAAGACAGCGUGGCGAGGCUCACCCUCACCGGAAUCUCUUAUGUUGUUACUGCGGUUACAAGACGCUCACGUCAGUCGACAUCGGCGCAGUGGUCUCGUUCAUUUCGAGGCUCAGCGACCAGUCCGCACGAUGACGUCGACGUCGAUGAUGUGUUCUUUACUCCUCAAGCACUGACGUCACCGUUGAACCAGCAUCAUCAUGACGAAGACGCUGUUGAUGGAACGAAAGGUGCCCGCUCUCCAAUCCGGUCUUCAAGUGUCGAGUACAGGAGGCCGGAGAGGACCGUUCAGUGGGGUGCGGGUGGCGUCCGCAUCCACACACCGAUGCUCGAACCUUUGGCAGACAAUUCAAAUCGAAGGCAGUUCGGAAUGGGCGUCGUUGGUAGAUUUUUCCGUCGAUCUCUUCGCAAAUCUGUGACGCGUCAAGAAGAAGUUGCCCAGCAGUUAGAUGAACUAACAGACUACAGGCCAUAUUUCACGUGGUGGGUGAGCACGGUACAGACACUCGUGUUGCUCCUUUCACUCUUGUGCUACGGAUUUGGACCAGUCGGCUUUGGAAGGCACACACAUUCAGGACAAGUUUUAGUCAAGAGCCUUAGUUUACAACAGGUUGAAUGGGAAGAACCAGCUUCAUUUUGGCUCGGGCCAAGAGCGGCAGACCUUAUACAUUUAGGAGCUAAAUUCGCACCAUGUAUGCGAAGGGAUGCGAGAAUUGCGCGGGCAAUAGCAGCUUCAGCAAGACGAGAGCGAGAUACAGCGUGUUGCAUACGAAAUGAUGACUCAGGAUGCGUGCAAUCUUCCAAGGCCGAUUGUUCGAUUAGAGGAUUAGUAUCAAAGAAUACGAUAUCAACAUGGAAAAAGUGGUCGUCAGGUGAAUCAGGACCUGGUGGACGAAUAUCGGGUUCAGUUUGUGGAUUAGAUCCAAAGUUUUGUGAAGCGCCGCGCUCAAUAGCUCCCCACGAAUGGCCAGAUGAUAUAACAAAAUGGCCGAUUUGUCGCAAGUCUGUCUUAGACGGUUCAGCGGCUGCUGGUCGGGCUGGUCACGCUGCAGAACAUAUGGCAUGCGAAGUCAUCGGGCAUCCUUGUUGUAUAGGUGUACAUGGACAGUGUGUCAUUACCACGAGAGAACACUGUGAUUUUGUUAAGGGUUACUUCCAUGAAGAAGCUUCGUUAUGUUCACAAGUGUCUUGUUUGGAUGAUGUCUGCGGUAUGUUACCUUUUAUGCGGAGACGUCGUCCUGACCAGCUGUACAGAGCGUGGACGUCACUCUUUGUGCACGCUGGCUUAUUACAUUUGGCUGCCACGCUAGCACUUCAGUGGCUUUUUAUGAGAGACUUGGAGAAGAUGGCAGGUCCAGUUAGAAUAGCGGUUAUCUAUUUGGGUAGUGGAGUCGCUGGUAAUAUGGCAUCAGCUAUAUUCGAGCCGUAUAGAGCAGAGGUUGGUCCAGCGGGCUCACAUUUUGGUCUACUUGCGUGUUUAAUAGUUGAAGUCAUCGGCGCGUGGCCCCUUCUAAAACAUCCUCGACGCGCUCUACUUAAGCUCGUGGGAAUUGCGAUAGCUCUCUUUCUCUUGGGGCUCUUACCCUGGAUUGACAAUUUUGCCCACGUGUUCGGUUUCGUAUUUGGUUUUCUACUCUCAUACGCACUGCUGCCUUUCAUAACUUUCGGCCCCUAUGAGAGACGCAGGAAGAUAGUUCUUGUGUGGGUGUGCUUAGUGUCGGCGGCGGCGAUGCUGUGUGCAUUGAUAGCGCUUUUUUACGCGGCACCGGCGUACGAGUGUGCGGCUUGCGCGUAUUUUACGUGCCUGCCAUUUGCGCCGGACAUGUGCGCGUCGCAAGACGUCCGCGUGCGGCAGCUGGACGGCGUAUGA